Messenger RNA from Penicillium vulpinum, 1290 nucleotides. Its product is annotated as MCT family MFS transporter. The transcript has 6 exons. Lineage: Eukaryota; Fungi; Ascomycota; Eurotiomycetes; Eurotiales; Aspergillaceae. Gene Ontology annotation, cellular component: fungal-type vacuole membrane. Gene Ontology annotation, biological process: transmembrane transport. Gene Ontology annotation, molecular function: transmembrane transporter activity. The coding region runs from base 1 to 1290 and encodes 429 amino acids. The record is from RefSeq and is a predicted model, not a curated record.
AUGGAAACCGAUUCGGAGCGCGUGGCUGACUUAGAGUCAAAGGAAAUGUCGACUACUACACCCGUUGAGCAAGAAAUGGUGCCAGAAGAAGGCACUAAAGCAUGGCUCUGUGUACUUGGAGGAUUCUUCUGCCAGUUUUGCUCAUUCGGAUUUCUCAAUGCGUGUGGUACUUUUCAAUUAUACUACGAGGAAGAGCUUCUUUCCGACUAUUCCAAGUCAACCAUUUCCUGGAUCAUCACAGUCCAGAUAUUUCUCAUGUUCUCUUUUGGCCUAAUCAUGGGGGUCCUGGUAGAUAUAGUGGGACCGCGCAAGUUGAUUUUCCCUGCGUCUCUCCUAGCUCUGCUCGGAAUAUUUAUGCUGAGCUUGAGCACAAAGUUUUACCAAAUUAUGCUUACGCAGGGGAUUGUAUAUGGCCUCGGGGCAUCUGGACUAUUUCUACCUCCCAUGGUUUGCGCUGGCCAAUGGUUCACAAAACGACGAGGACUAGCAGCAGGUAUCGUGGCUAGCGGAAGUAGCCUUGGGGGUGUGAUAUUCCCAAUUAUAGUGUCUCGUCUUAUCGAAAAGGUUGGAUUUCCAAAUGCUCUUCGCUGGAUUGGUCUUUUGAUGGCCGUCUGCCUCGUGAUCGCAACUCUUUGCGUUUCUGCGCCAUUUCCUCCAGGUCGUUCGAAGCGCAAGGCUGCUGGUCUUGAUGCAUUCAAAGAUCUUCCAUUCGUCGUAUUCUGCGCUGGGUGCUUCUUUAUGCUCUGGGGUCUAUUCUGUCCCAUCAACUAUCUCCCUUCAAUGGGUGUUUCCAUCGGAAUGUCAAAAGAUAUGGCAAUCUACACAAUCUCUAUCACUAAUGCUACCUCAAUCUUUGGUAGAAUUCUCCCAGGCUUUGUUGCUGACCGCGUUGGCCAUCUCAAUGUCAUGGUUUUCAUUGCAUUCUUAUCGGGGCUUUCAAUUCUCGCGUAUUGGCUGCCAGUCGCCUUUUACCCGUCUACUGGUGCUAUCAUCGGAUUUGCCGCUCUGUAUGGUCUAGCAAGUGGUGGAUUUGUCAGUUUAAUGACCCCCUCUGUGGUGGUGUUAUGCGACGGUAAAAUCGACCAGUUGGGCCCCAAGCUGGGUUCGUUCAUGUUCAUCAUCGCUAUUGCGGCUCUAACUGGAUUGCCAAUGCUUGGGGCACUCGCGGACUCUGACUGGAUUGGGUUCAAAGGCCUUAUUGCCUUUGCUGGUUCUGUCAUGACUUUCGGGGGAUUUCUUAUUCUUUUCACACGGAUAUUGAAAGGUGGCUUCCGUAUGGUUAAGGCAUAA